Xenopus laevis (African clawed frog) is the source of this 527-nucleotide messenger RNA. RefSeq names its product macrophage migration inhibitory factor L homeolog (gene mif.L). Bases 60 to 407 code for a protein of 115 amino acids. The transcript is spliced from 3 exons. Gene Ontology annotation, molecular function: cytokine activity; phenylpyruvate tautomerase activity; dopachrome isomerase activity. Gene Ontology annotation, biological process: signal transduction. NCBI's taxonomy places the organism in Eukaryota, Metazoa, Chordata, Amphibia, Anura, Pipidae. Gene Ontology annotation, cellular component: extracellular region; cytoplasm. The record is from RefSeq and is marked provisional.
AGUGUGCGACCCGUUCUCCAUCUUUGCGUCUUCCUUCUAUUAGCUGGUCCAUCAUCAUCAUGCCUGUCUUCACCAUCCGUACCAACGUCUGCCGGGACUCCGUGCCCGAUACCCUUCUGUCCGAUCUCACCAAGCAGCUGGCCAAGGCUACGGGCAAACCAGCUGAGUACAUUGCAAUUCAUAUUGUGCCUGAUCAAAUUAUGAGUUUUGGUGAUUCAACUGAUCCUUGUGCCGUGUGCAGUCUGUGCAGCAUUGGAAAGAUAGGGGGGCCGCAGAACAAAAGCUACACUAAGCUGCUCUGUGACAUUCUGACUAAACAGCUGAACAUCCCUGCUAACAGAGUCUACAUAAAUUAUUAUGACCUUAAUGCUGCAAACGUUGGCUGGAAUGGAUCUACCUUUGCCUAAAUAUAAACACAUUAUUCCAGUGUAUAAUGCUGUGCAAAUGAACUUUCAUCCCACUUACUGAAAAACCAGCUCAUGACUGGUGUUAAACAUUCCCUUCUGAAUAAACAAAGUACAGCAAUU